AUGGGCAGUAAAGAGAACUGCCGGGGCGGAGAUGGAGGGGGGAGGUCGUCAUCGCUGAAAUUCUAUUACGCGUUUUAUACGCGGGGCGCCUUAAUGUGUGAGGGGGGUGCCCAUUACAAUUUGGCCCCCUCGCGCCGCACCCCCGUCGACGUCGUUAUACCUCCGCGUAGCAGCGAGCACGGGGGUCAAGUUGAACUGGUCCAGCGACACGCC
This is a messenger RNA of Iphiclides podalirius (scarce swallowtail), 213 nucleotides long. The record is from the annotation of a GenBank genome assembly. NCBI's taxonomy places the organism in Eukaryota, Metazoa, Arthropoda, Insecta, Lepidoptera, Papilionidae.